AUGAUAUCAUGCGGUCGCUUGAUCCAGUUGGCAAUUUUGCUGGCGUUAUCCACGGCAACACACUGCGGCUUCCUUGAAGGCGGAUUUUUCCCAAUUCUUGAGCCAAGAGCGGCGCCGGAUGCCCCUGAUGGCUAUACCCCCGCUCGUGUCCCAUGCCCCAAGACACGGCCCGCAAUUCGGCAGGCAACGACAUUGUCGACUGAAGAAACAUCAUGGCUGGAGCUUCGCGAUAAUAGCACUUUUCCUGCGUUGGAAGAAUUUCUUACCCGUGCAAAUAUCGGAGGCAUCGACAUUGAAGCAUACUUGAACGGCAUUGUGAGCAAUGGCACGACGUUGCCACGAAUUGGCAUUGCUAUCUCCGGUGGAGGUUAUCGAGCCAUGAUAAACGGUGCUGGUGCCAUCGCUGCAUUUGACAACCGAACCACAGGGUCGACAGGUAAAGGCCAAUUGGGCGGUAUUCUCCAAGCUACAACCUACCUCAGCGGUCUGUCUGGAGGCAGCUGGGUGGUUGGAAGUCUGUAUGUACAGAACUUCACGACAGUGGAAUCUAUCAUCUAUGGUUCCAAUGCUUUCCUAGGUUCCCUUUGGCAACUUGAUGAUUCAAUCUUCGAAGGCCCAAAUGAUCUAUCUGUAACGCGAUACUACCGCGAGCUGUACAAAGAUGUCCAAGGUAAAGUGGAGGCAGGUUACAACAAGUCCAUAACCGACUAUUGGGGAAGCGAUGGAGGUCCAGCAUAUACCUUCUCAUCGAUUGCAAAUGAUACCGAGUUCGCGGCUGCGAGGGCGCCUAUGCCUCUUAUAGUUGCAGUAGAAAGAACAACGGGACAGCUUCAAAUAGCAAGCAAUUCCACUAUCAUAGAGUUCAAUCCGUGGGAAAUGGGAUCUUUCGACCCAGAGCUUGCCGCAUUUGCACCUCUGAAGUACGUCGGCUCUGCCUUCCAUAACGGUACAAUCGGACGCAAUGGAGAUUGUGUCGCUGGGGCCGACAACGCUGGUUUCGUUAUGGGCACCUCAGCGUCGCUUUUCAACCAGGCAUUCCUGCAGAUCCAAAAGGCCGACAAUGUUCCAGAGUUCCUGCUUAAGGCUAUAAAUAAUACUCUGGCGGAUAUUGGCGAGGAGAACAGGGAUAUUGCUAACUGGCCAAACCCGUUCUACAAGUAUAACUCUAAGAACAACUCAAACGCGGACAGCACCAUCCUUACCCUUGUCGACGGCGGUGAGGACUUACAGAAUGUUCCCUUCCAUCCAUUGCUCGUAUCUGAUCGACAAGUCGAUGUCAUCUUCGCUAUCGACGGAUCGGCUGAUACCAAGACACGUUGGCCGAACGGCACAUCUCUGGUAGCCACAUAUGAGAGAUCUAAAGCGGGCGUCUCAACUCAAAACAACGAGUUUCCAAAGGUCCCAGACCAAAACACUUUCAUUAACCUCGGUCUCAAUAAGCAACCGACCUUUUUUGGUUGUGACACAGACUCUGGUAACUCGUCAGGGCCACUGAUUGUCUACCUUCCUAACGGACCAUAUUCAUAUGAGUCUAAUUUCACGACUUUCGACCUUGAAUACAGCGACAGUGAGAGAAAUCAGAUUCUUCGCAACGGUUAUAAUGUUGCAACUAUGGGUAAUGGCACAGUGGACUCAGAAUGGCCUGCCUGCGUAGGUUGCGCGGUGUUGGCUCGUAGCCUAGUUCGUACAGGCACAGCUAAGAUCAAUAUCAUCUCAAAAGAUAGUAACUAGGGUUACAUGAAAGUGAAAAGAAAGCUCUAAGAACUGUACAGGUCGCAAGGGUAAUAAAGUACACACUAGAUACGUAAGAUGCAAUUGGCCAGUCCCAACUGAUAGGCUCCAAACAAGUCUCAGUAGC
Molecule: messenger RNA, 1858 nt
Organism: Fusarium redolens
Lineage: Eukaryota; Fungi; Ascomycota; Sordariomycetes; Hypocreales; Nectriaceae
Product: lysophospholipase catalytic domain-containing protein
Exons: 6
Coding region: 1-1731 (576 amino acids)
Biological process (GO): glycerophospholipid catabolic process
Cellular component (GO): intracellular membrane-bounded organelle; cytosol
Molecular function (GO): A2-type glycerophospholipase activity
Source: RefSeq, a predicted model, not a curated record